AAUAAUUUAGAAACAUUGGCCGAAUUCAAAAUGAAGGUGAAAAAUAUGAUGCCACGUGAAAAAUCGUAUCUCCUUGAUGAGUUGGCAUUAGAAAGAGGUCAUGAGGUGAUACGACUUCCUCCCUAUCACUGCCAGUAUAACGCUAUUGAGUUGAUUUGGGCUCAAGUUAAAAAUGAAGUUCCCAAAAAAAAUAACACUUUCAAGAUGGUAGACAUUGAACGUUUGACUCAUGAAGCGUUAGAUUCAGUGACUGUACAAGAUUGGGAGAAAUGUGUACGAUAUGCAGAAAGUAUUCAAACCCAAGAAUAUGAAAGAGAAGUUCACAGGGAUGCCAUAUUAGAACCCAUUAUAUUAACCAUAUUACCAGGUGAUAGUGAUUCGAGUGAUGAUGACACAGAUAAUGAUGAUGAUUAAGCUAUUUAUAUAUAUAUAUUAUAUAUGACAUAUUUGGUAACUAAUUUCGACCCAAAAAUGGACUUAAAACAGAGUAAAAAAAAAAAAACUUAUAGACAAUUACUCCUUAGGUACGUCAGAUAAGCUUUUAAUCAAUAUCAACUUCAAAUUUGAAAAAAAAAAAAUUUCGGACUUAAUGGGUUAAUUUGAUUCUUUUGUUCAAUUUUACUCAUUCUCAAAUAAGAAAUGGACAACGAACACCUAGCCUGUUCCAGUAGUAAUGUCGAUAUAGACGAUAUCGACAUUAACGAAAAUUUAAAUUGCAAUAAUUCAUAUUCUUAUUUUUAUACUUAUGAUGAUUUAUAUCAACUAUUAAAAAAUAGAGGUCCAUUAAAUCCUCACUCUAUAAAAUCAAGAAGAUACUUACUCGAAAUGUUUAAGGCUAGAUACGAAAUUGAAGAAUGAAAUUUGCAUUAUACAAAAUUAGUUGAACAAUUAAUUUUGAAGUUUACUUUGGUUUUAUAAAGAUUUUGGACGAAAACCUCACGGAACCAUAUAAAAUGUAUUCAAGCUAACAGUGAGUGGCUUAAAUGUGAACUUGAACUACCUUAACAAGAACAAAACAAAACUAUAGGAAGACCAGUCAAAGAUUUUGAAAAUAGUUGUGAAAGAUCGAAACGGAAUAAAAUUAAAACAAUAAUAAAUAUAUUUUCUUCUUCUGAAAUGAUACAAGCUACACAAACUUCACUUCAUUCAUCUGGAAAUAGAACUGCAGCUUAUUUAUUAAAAGAGUCAAUUAAAACACCUACUAGAGCAUUAAAAAUUAAAAAAGUGUACGUAUUCAUUGAAUGUAAUUAUUCCGUACACAAAUGACGAAGUUCUAGCUUUUUUCUUGGACAACAAUUUAACCAAACAGCAAUAUAUUAAUAUUCGACUCUCUGCUAAAAAAAAAAUGUUAAUAUUUAUUCUACUUAUGAACAAAUUUUAGAAGCAAAAAGAAAGUGUUAUCCUAUAAACAUACAAGUUAAGGAAACAGCUUGUGAAAUCAACAUAUAAGAUCUUUUUGAUCAUACAAUUGUUUGAAUUUUUACAAUCCCAUCUCUGUCAAAAAUAGAAAACCGAAUGCAUAAUUUUGAAAUAAUAUAUAAAUGGGGUUGUGACGGUAGCAGUGGGAAAGCUCAAUACAAGCAAAGAUAUUUUUUUGUGAAUACUACAAACGAUGUAUGUGAUGGUGACUUAUUUUUAUUUUCGUUAGUUCCAUUACAAUUGCAGUGUAAUGUUGAAAAUAAUAAAAUAGUUUUAUGGAAAAAUCCUCGGCCCUCAUCGACAAGAUUUUGUAGGCCAAUUAAAUAUAAGUUCAAAAAAGCAACUGCUCAAACUACUUUGGAAGAGUUAAAAAUUGUUGAAGAUCAAAUCAAAAGUAUAGUUCCUAUAACUAUAAAGAUUGAUGACAAUAACUUAAAUGUAAAACAUACGUUGGUUUUUACAAUGAUAGAUGGAAAGGUUUGCAAUUCAGUAUCCAAUACUUCAAGCCAAACAUAUUAUAUCUGUGGCAGUAGUCCUAAAAAUAUGAACAAUAUCGACUCCAUCCAAGUAAAAUACAUUGAAAAUACUAAACACUUUGGGUUUGGACUAUCCACUCUUCACGCAUGGAUUAGGUUUUUGGAAUGUAUUUUACACAUAUCUUAUAGACUGGAAAUUAAAGCUUGGCAGAUUAAGUCUCCAGAAAAUAAAGUGAAUUUUAACAAUAGAAAAAAAAUGAUUCAAAAUAAAUUCAAAUCAGAACUAGGAUUACUAGUCGAAAUAGUAUUGCAAGGAACAACGAAUGAUGGAAAUACAGCUCGUAGAUUUUUUAAAAAUUGUGAAAAAUCCUCUGAAAUAACAGGUGUCGACUUAAAUUUAAUUAAACGCUUUGGAACUAUUUUGAAAUCGAUGGCAAGUGGUUAUGAAAUUAAUAUAAAUGCAUUCCAACAGUACACUAUGGAUACAGCAAAACUAUAUGUUAAACUAUAUCCUUGGUAUUAUAUGCCUGCUAGUCUCCAUAAAAUUUUAAUACAUGGAGCUACUGUUAUUGAAUCUGCGUUACUUCCUAUAGAGGAAGCCCAGGAGGCCAGAAAUGAGGACUACAAAAAUUAUCGUGAACAUCAUUCACGAAAAAUUAGUAGAUUAGCUCAAAAUGAAGACGUUCUGCAUUUUUUAUUACUUUCUUCAGAUCCAUACAUUUUCUCAAUACGCAACACACCAAAAAAAAAAAAGGAUGUUGUUGGAUAAUGAAGAUUCUCCAGACGAAUCACUAUCAGAUGAUUUAAAUCCAAGAAAAAAGUGUGUUAAGAGAAAACAAUGUUUUAAGGAUGAUUGGACCAU
This is a messenger RNA of Sipha flava (yellow sugarcane aphid), 2757 nucleotides long. RefSeq lists its product as uncharacterized. Bases 1516 to 2664 code for a protein of 382 amino acids. The record is from RefSeq and is a predicted model, not a curated record. The transcript is spliced from 7 exons. Lineage: Eukaryota; Metazoa; Arthropoda; Insecta; Hemiptera; Aphididae.